This is a messenger RNA of Carica papaya (papaya), 1126 nucleotides long. RefSeq names its product transmembrane emp24 domain-containing protein p24delta9-like. The record is from RefSeq and is a predicted model, not a curated record. NCBI's taxonomy places the organism in Eukaryota, Viridiplantae, Streptophyta, Magnoliopsida, Brassicales, Caricaceae.
GAGUUUUUUUCUUUAAAAAAAUAAAUUUAAAAAAAAUUUAAAAAAAAAAAAACAGAUCUCAUUUCCUCUGGAGAAUCUGAAAUUGGAGGCGUUCUCUCAUAAUCUGGACAUUGUGAUUUCCUAAUCUGGGAAAGAAAAGAUGUCGAGAUUAAAUAUUUUUAUGAUCGUAAUGGUAGGACUAAUGUCAAGGAUGGGAGAAUCGAUGAGGUUUGAUAUGAAAUCAGGCGCCACAAAAUGCAUAUCAGAGGAUAUAAAGAUCAACGCUAUGACUGUCGGCAAGUACAGCAUCGUCAAUACGAAUGAGGGUUACCCUUUGCCUGAUUCCCACAAGCUCACUGUUAGGGUGAAUUCACCUCAUGGGAACAAUUAUCACUACGGGGAUCUUGUGCAAUCUGGGAAUUUUGCAUUUACUGCUGCUGAGGAUGGGGAUUAUACCGCUUGCUUUUGGGUACCUGACCACCAGCCAGCAGAAACAUUAACUGUUGAGUUUGAGUGGAAAAGUGGUGUUGCUGCUAAGGAUUGGUCUAAGGUUGCUAAGAAAGGUCAGGUUGAAUUGAUGGAACUCGAGUUAAAGAAGCUGUAUGACAUGGUCACGUCCAUUCAUGAGGAGAUGUUUUAUCUUCGAGAGAGGGAGGCGGAAAUGCAAUUACUCAAUCGAUCUACCAAUUCAAAAAUGGGCAGUUUUAGUUUAUUCUCAAUCUUGAUUUGCUUAUCCGUUGCCAGUUUGCAAUUAUGGCAUCUGAAGACAUUCUUCGAGAGGAAAAAGCUCCUGUAAAAUUGCUCUUAUUCUCACUAAUCUACUUUUCGACUCCAACUUUUGUUGUUUAUUAGUAAAUGCCUACCAAUUGUAUGUAUCUCCAUUUUAAAUUUUUUUCAUUUUGUAGAGGCUGUUGCCUUCUCUUUCCUAUCUACUUGCAGCCAAGUUGAAGAAUCUUCACUCCUACUCCUAUAUCGUUUUUGCUGCCUAUGGGAGAACCGGUUCUUUUUAACUUUUCAUCCAGGGAUAACGAGUUAAAAGUUCAAAGUGAUUUAGAAAGAGAGUUAUAUUGACCAUGAUAUAGUUUACUUUUAAACAUGUAACAAUUUGAACAUUUUACAUUUAAUUGAGACAAUUAUUACCUUUUUA